Xylona heveae TC161 is the source of this 954-nucleotide messenger RNA. RefSeq lists its product as hypothetical. The transcript has a single exon. Lineage: Eukaryota; Fungi; Ascomycota; Xylonomycetes; Xylonales; Xylonaceae. Bases 98 to 907 code for a protein of 269 amino acids. The record is from RefSeq and is a predicted model, not a curated record.
AAUCGACACGGCCCAUCUCAUCACACGACGGGAUCAGCGCAAACCCCGGACCACCAGACUGCCUAUCUCAACGCUAUUAGAUAAUUGUUUCAUCAGGAUGAGAGAUCCCAGGGCCGGAAAAUUGCGUCCCCUCCGUAAGAUCCUAAAGGAUCCAACAGAGGAGGUCCACAUUUACUGUUUUGAUGCACAUUUGCCUGCCGCCCCUCAAACAAAAGGGAUACUUCUCCGAAAGGUCCUUAAGAUUUGUCAGAAACACCCAGAGGAUAUUGAGGCAAUCUUCAGCUCAAAUGUUUUCCAUUGGGACACUCAUUCGAGAAAUUUUCUCAUACCCCCUGAGGCGAUGCAAUUUCUCAAAAAGAUUACAAUCAAAACACGUGCCCUUGAACACACUUUGUCGCUUUCAAUGGAAAGACAGCCAGACAGUCAAGGAAGUGCUCUCCGCGCGCUCUUAGCGUGGUUGGAUAUCGGAUUCCAUACCAACCCCUUCAAAAUUGAUAUCUCAUUCCCAUCAACACCGUUUGCCCACGCGGUGGAGACCAUAUUCACCCUACAGAAAGAGCACCUCUUGCCAUGGUUCCCAACUGUGGAUUGCAAAAGAUCGAAGCUCAAUCCAGACGCGAUCCUAACAGACGUUUCAGGUACCACAUUUCAUAUGAGUAUGAUGGAACCGCUCCGUGCCAGUGCAACGUUUGAGACAGCGAGCAUCUCCGGCCCUAUAUUCCUUGAAAAAUAUAUCAGAGGCCUCGGACAGCUGUCAUCAAUCUAUGUUGGGAGGCAUCUCGAGAAUGACGAAGCGGCAAAGCCAACCGCAAAUGGAAAUGUCGGAAAUCUUCAUUCAUCAAAGCCGACAGAGACUUCUUCCAAAUAUAGCAAGUGUAACUUGCUGCCAGCACACGUCCAUUGUUGAACAUAUUACAACGACCAUCCUACUUGAGAUCGAGAAAUUUGUUAUCG